AUCCACGUUACAGCACUUCUUCUUUCCAAUUAGUUCUCUCUAUGAUCGUACAGGCACGACGGCGCACAUGGCAAGCCUGUAGUGCUGCGCAGCCCCGUAUGAGAACCCUCAUAUUCAUAUCCAAACAUCACCACGAUUUGCAUUUCGAAUACUGCCAGGGCGACAAGUUUUCAACCGACUUCAGAUUAUUCUUCCUCUCCGCCGUCCACAUUCGUGCUCGGCGUCUUGCUCACCACUCCUGAUCGAGCCACCAUGAGCCGAAGUCUUCCACCUUACUUUGAUCACGACACCAACUUUUCGACGCCGCUAGAAAACAUGUACUGGAACGCCGUCUACUACCCCAAUUGGCGCAUAUACCGCGACCAGCCUCCCGUUUCUCUCAAUUUCGAUGUCAUUUCGCACGUCUUCUACGCGUUCGCCUGGGUGAAGCCGGACGGCACCGUCUAUCUCAGCGACGAAUGGGCAGACGCCCAGAUUCCGGUGCCUGGUGUAGGAGAUGUUCCAGAAGCCAAAGGGUGUCUGAACUCUUUCGCGCUACUGAAAAAGAAAUAUACGAAGCUGCGAGUGGUACUCUCCGUUGGAGGAGGUGGCAAAGGCAGCGAGCCCUUCGCUGCGGUCGCUCGAAACCCAGCCAGUCGGGAAAGAUUUGCCCAAACGGCGUUGGGGCUGGUGCAGCAGUUCGGCAUAGACGGCAUCGACAUCGACUGGGAGCACCCUUCGGAUGCAAGACAGGGUGAGGAUUAUGUUGCACUGUUGGCGACUCUACGUGCGCAUUUGCCCGCGCCGCAGUAUACGCUAUCCACGGCCCUUCCUGCUGGCCAAUGGGCUCUGCAACACAUCAACCUUGCCCAUGCUUCGCACUAUCUUGACAUGGUAAAUCUCAUGGCGUACGACUUCUCCGGACCCUGGGUCAAGAAGUGCGGCCACCAUGCUCAGCUCUUCACACCGCACGUACCCCACUCUGCCGAGGCCGCCAUCUCAUGCCACUCGGCGGUCUCCUACAUGGUCCGGCAAGGUGUCCAGCCACAAAAGAUUGUGCUAGGGGUUCCUGCGUACGGGCGGUCGUUUACUGGCUCGAAGGGCGUCGGCCACUCCUAUUCGGGGCACGCGGGAGAGGAAGGCACAUUCGAGUACCGGGACCUCCCCCGCCCGGGCUCGAAGGAGCAUGUUGACGAGCAAGUCGGAGCGGCUUACUGUGUUGGUGGUGACGGCGGGUUCGUCACGUACGACACCCCGCAAACUGUCAGGUUGAAGGCCAAGUAUGUGCGACAGAACGGCCUGGGCGGCUUGUUCUAUUGGACGGGCACCGGCGACGCGAGUGCGCAUAGCCAGAAAGACAGGAGUCUGGUGUACAAUGGGUUUUUGGGACUGUUCCCGCAGUAGUGGUUCGCAUUUGGGCACGCUGCAUCCUCACGGCGUGAAUGCAUGGUCGGCAAUGGGAUUAAAACGAAACGGCACGGCAGGACAUCGUCUUUGAAAGAAAUGAAGUGAUAAUUACUCCUGAG
Trematosphaeria pertusa is the source of this 1505-nucleotide messenger RNA. Its product is annotated as glycoside hydrolase family 18 protein. The record is from RefSeq and is a predicted model, not a curated record. The coding region runs from base 253 to 1383 and encodes 376 amino acids. NCBI's taxonomy places the organism in Eukaryota, Fungi, Ascomycota, Dothideomycetes, Pleosporales, Trematosphaeriaceae. The transcript has 5 exons. Gene Ontology annotation, molecular function: chitin binding; chitinase activity. Gene Ontology annotation, biological process: carbohydrate metabolic process; chitin catabolic process. Gene Ontology annotation, cellular component: extracellular region.